AUGCGUAUAAUUCUGCUGCUGUUGCUGCAAUUUGCUUCCUGGUCGCUUGGGGACCCGCGUACCGGACAUGGCUACGACACGAAGAGCUUCACCCAGGCGUACCUGGAGUGUCUGCAGUAUCUGAACAUUUGGAGCCAGCCGAUGCUGGAGUGCGACACGAACGUUUUGUCGAAUGGCAGCGGCAACUGUUUGUUACGCUGCAUCGGCCUGAACCUUCGCUGGUGGGACGACCAGACUGGUCUGCUAGAGCGUCCUCUGCUACCAUUCUUCCGCCAGCAGCCGAAUACAGAGAUGCUCACACAGGCUCGGGCCUGCGUUGCGAAGCUGGACAAUACGACCGCUGAACCUUGUGCGGGGGCGUACAACUCAUUUCGCUGCUACAGCGACGUACUCGGUGAGGUAGUCGCAUAUCCGGAGUACGUGGUACCUAGCAGAGAGGAAGCGGUCCAAAUCGUACGCCAUUGUGUUCUGGUGCUGCAGGUGCCGCCGGAGCAGAUCGCCAACUACAUGGCUGCCGGUUCGUUUCUGCUCGACGACAAAGGCACCAGCGUGCUGCGGUGUAUUGUCACCCGACUCGGCCUAUACAGCGACGGUGAUGGGGUGCUGGUUCAUCGGUUACGGCUCCUACAAAGCCCUGCAAGCCCGAUGUCUGACGCGGAAGUACGACUGGCUAAGCAGUGCGAAGCGAACGUGCGACAAACGCAUGCAGAUGCGUGUCACAUAGCAGCGCACUCAGUGGAGACCUGCUACGGUCGGGAGGCGUUCGCUGAGCUUUGGGCAACGAUAGCUGAUGAGUAUGGUCCUGUUGGAAUGCCUUUCCCAUUGGAAGAAAUCCUGCAGAACACCAACCAUUCGAGCGAGCAGGUCUAUGUGCAAGGAAAAGAAGAUGAAAAUGCAACGAUGAACGAAACACAACUCGAGGUACCCAACAACACUCACCAAACGACGUUGGACGAACCACGCGAAGAAGAAAGUGAUUCGGAGCAAGUAUUCUUCUAUCCAGCUAGAAAAGGCGUCUACAAUUCGGCAAUAUACCUCGACUCACCUCUUAAACCAGGAAUAUAUGUAGUUCCUGACCGCAACGGGGACGAUAGUGCCGAUCACACCAGCACCUCGGCCCUGGACGAUGGGUCCGAUGAGCACAUCGUGCCAGCAGUAAGUUCUCCAAAUGAGAAUACUUCACACCUGCCGACAUCAACUCAUGUUGAGGAAGACUCUCCGGAUCAAGCACCUUAA
Messenger RNA from Anopheles coustani, 1236 nucleotides. RefSeq names its product general odorant-binding protein 45-like. NCBI's taxonomy places the organism in Eukaryota, Metazoa, Arthropoda, Insecta, Diptera, Culicidae. Bases 1 to 1236 code for a protein of 411 amino acids. The transcript has a single exon. Gene Ontology annotation, molecular function: odorant binding. Gene Ontology annotation, biological process: sensory perception of smell. The record is from RefSeq and is a predicted model, not a curated record.